UUGCUAUAGGAACCAGGUUCCAGGCAAACGGCAGCACACCCGUUUCUCAGACCAGAGGCUUCAGACUGCAUAUGCAGGGAGCAGCCCCACCCUGGUCUGUCUAGUUUUGAGGAUGCAGUCUAUAAAGGCCUUUAGUAGCACACAAAUUGACUGAGCAGUAUUAUACCCUUGUUUACUUGAUAUUGCCCUCAAAAGACUGCCUGGCUGGCAUAAAUGGACCAACAUGUAACACCACAUUGACAGAUCUGAACAGCAAACUCACAUCCCAACCCAAAUGACAUCUUUAAAGCCAGGAUCUUGCAAGAACAAUGUGAGUAAGGCAUGUCUUCAAAGCCUUUGAAUUCCGUGACAGAUUGUCAGAAGCAACGAUGAAAGAUCAAGAGAGUAUCCAGUCACACUACUGCUCAUACACAACCUAAAAGAAUAAAUGAUCCAUGCAGGACAGACCAUCUUCCCUGGGAAAUUAUCAAUGCCUCCUUGUUCUGGAAUCUCUACAGUAGCAUCACCAAACAUAGAGAAAACUCUUUCCAUUCCUUUGAAUCUGAGAAUUUGCCUUCACCAUCCAACUCACUAGCACUGUCCUCUUUGGCACCUGUGACAAUUGCAGCAAUUCUCCGGAAACGAAAAUUAGACUAUUAUUUACACAAACUGCUCCCUGAGAUCCUACAAUCUGCUGCAUUUCUGACUGCUAAUGGGGCCUUGUUUAUGGCUUUCUUUUGCAUUUUAAGGAAGAUACUUGGAAAAUUCUACUCAUGGAGUCCCGGCUUUGGUGCCGCUUUGCCAGCAUCUUAUGUGGCCAUUCUAAUUGAAAGAAAAAGCAGGAGAGGGCUGCUCACAAUUUAUAUGGCCAACUUGGUCCUUUUGUUCUGCAUCACAGCUGCCAUGUACAUGUUCUUUUUCAGGUGCAAAGAUGGUUUGAAAGGAUUUACGUUCUCUGCACUUAGGUUCAUUGUAGGGAAGGAAGAAAUUCCCACACAUUCUUAUUCACCAGAGGCAGCAUAUGCAAAAGUGGAACAAAAGACAGAGAAACAUGAGGAAAAACCAAGAAGAAUGAAUAUAAUCGCUCUAGUCAGGAAGCUUGUGGAUUCAGUAUGUAAGCAUGGACCAAGGCAUAGAUGUUGCAAACACUAUGAGGAUAACUGCAUCUCUUACUGCAUUAAAGGCUUCAUCAGAAUGUUCAGCGUGGGAUACCUGAUCCAGUGCUGCCUCCGCAUCCCCUCCGCGUUCAGGCACCUGUUCACACAGCCAUCCCGGCUGCUCUCUCUCUUCUACAAUAAAGAAAACUUCCAGCUUGGAGCUUUUCUGGGCUCUUUCGUUAGUAUAUACAAGGGUACGAGUUGCUUCCUGCGCUGGGUCAGAAACCUGGAUGAUGAGCUGCAUGCUAUAAUAGCCGGAUUUUUGGCAGGAAUAUCAAUGAUGUUUUAUAAAAGCACAACAAUUUCCAUGUAUUUAGCUUCCAAAUUGGUGGAGACAAUGUAUUUCAAAGGCAUUGAAGCAGGAAAGGUUCCCUAUUUUCCCCAUGCAGACACUAUCAUCUAUACCAUCUCCACGGCAAUUUGCUUCCAGGCAGCUAUCAUGGAAGUUCAGAACUUGCGACCGUCUUACUGGAAGUUCCUUUUAAGGCUCACCAAGGGCAGAUUUGCUGUCAUGAACCGGAAAGCCCUUGAUGUUUUUGGUACUAGUGCAUCUAAACACUUUCAGGACUUCACCCCUAGGUUGGAUCCACGAUACACAAUUGUACCACCAGAGUCGCCCAUCGAAUUUUCUUGAAGAUGACUGUAACUUGUUAAUGUGACUUAAUGUUUCAUUAUUUUGUCCUGGAGAGUUAAUUAUGUUGAAUGCAAAGAAGGGGGCCCGAGCUUGAACUUCAGUGUUAUUUUAAUGAGAGAUGCUCUUUUUUUGUUUGUUCUUCUUACCGAUCAGAAAUACAGAAGCUUUUUAGGAAGAUGUUGCUUAAUAAUUAAGCUCUCUCUAUAGCCAGAAUCUCAUUCUGGAUCACUGCAGUGGUUGACGUUAUGAUAUAUUAUCGAUUAAAUUAUGUCCACAAGCAAUACUGAAUAAUCUAUGUAAAAUGUAGUAACAAAUAAGAGUAUACUUAAAAUUACUUUAAAAGCUGUUUUAGUUCAUUCCAAUAUAAUUCUUGGUUAAAACUAAGAAUAUGUCUACAUUUUUAGGAUACAAAGGAUCACGGGUACAUGGAUUUAGUCUGUAUGUUUUUUUUUCCUCUAACUUUUGAAUUGGUAAGUAUAGCGGUGAGAUGUUAUGGAUGUGGAGUAACUCUUUUUACAGAUGAUGCUGCUUUAGUAUAGAGCAACUUACUCGGAGAAAGUGGCCAUUCUUACUUCAGGGACGCAGAGACGGGCCUCAUACUGUCGGGUGAGUGCCGUGGUGUCCAUGCUCGUCUUCCGCCGCCACCUCCCUCUCUCUCUCCGCCGUCAGCUGGGCUCUUGGACAGCCCGGGGAACCUGAGUGCUAGGGGCAGGUUAGGAGCAGACGGGGAUGGGCAUAUCUGAUAAAGCUGAAACGUUUUAAUCGUUUAUAGAAGCAUUACACUUGAAUAUUUAAGAGCAAAUGAAGUUCCUUUUAAACCUCCCGUAGGUUUCUUAUGUUUGUUUUCAUUUAUAAGGACUGACUUCUUCAUAGGUAAAUUGUUGACUCAGAAGGGAUCAAAUCCUAUGGAACAAAGUAUUUUGGGCAAGUUUGGCAGUUUGUUCCUCAGCUCUUUCACCUGUAUCAUGGUAGAAGUCCAGUGGCUGUUAAAAAGUCCAUUUCGUCACUAAUUGGACACAGGUUCUGUAGCCUCUUUUCAAAAAAGUGUUGUCUCUAUUUUUAUUCCUGUUAAAGAAGUGAUGAAAUGUAGUCACUGCUGCUUAUAAGUUAGUUCAGGACAGCUUUGGUUGAAGUAUGAUCAUGCUUCAGGGUUUUUCAGGGAAAAGUUGCUCUUUUCUAAAUGAAUACAGGGCUUAAGUGGUUGUGAUGUCUCCAGGUAAUGUAACAUACAGGGAUAAUGGUAUGUUAUCAAUACAAUUUCGUUGCUGAAAAGUUUUAGACUAUUGUAAAUUAUUCAGUAGAACUUCUGUUGCAACAAGAACUAUAACCUAGAGUUUUAAGACGCUUAACCCUCCAUAUUCAGUUUCAUCACGCCUUGCCUACUUCUGUGUACAUGUAAUCCUAACCUUUGCUGUUAUGGCAGAUUGAAACCCGACAAAAAGACUGGUACUAUGGUAACAGAGAGCCACUUUAGUUUAAUCAAACUUGUGCAUUGUCAUUGCCUUUUUAAGGUUGACUUGUCUACUAUUUUGGCUUCAGACUCCCAAAUUGAUUAAUAAAUUACGUUUUAAGUUUUUAUUCACUGGAAUCACAAUGAUGACUGGUACUGUGUUUACUUUUAAAAAUGAAGUAUUACAGCAGUGAAGAAAGCAUUUGCAUCUCAUUUUCUCUACUCAGAAAUUAUGAUAUUUUUUCCUAUCAGGUCAGGGUAAAUGGAAAACUUUGUAGUCCAUAAGUUACUGUUUUCAUUCACAUUAAAAGACUAUGAAAUUUAAAGACAAAUUCUACUGAAAUAUGAUGAGAUUGUUCAGUAGAAUUUUACUGGUCAAAAGGUGCAUUUCUAUGAUUUAUCUUUUUUUUGAUACUAGUCAUCUUUAUGUAAAAUGUGAUAACUAUCAGGAAGCAGAGCACAAUAAUGAAUGUAUAGCUAGAAUGAACAGAGAAGUACAAUUUGAUUUUUUUGGGACAGACUGCAGAGUAUAGUUGAGCAGACAAAGAAACUGUGUUUGUGUUCCUUGAAGACAAUCAGAAUGAAUGUCUUUCUACCUCUAACUAAUCAGGUAUGGACAACUUCGCAUCAUAAAAUAAAGUCAAAUAGAUGUCUCCAUUCCAAAACAUGUUUUUUAGUCCAUUUAUAUGCUGAAGAAAUCCUGUCUGUGUGUUCAUUUUUACAUACACAAUUGAGGUACCUGAAAAAUGAGUGACCAAGAAAGAGAUAUAAGAAAAAGCAUUGUGAAAAGGGUAACUACAAAGAAAUGAGGCUGACACUGUGUGACUUCUGGAAGCAGAGGAGGGCCAGGAACUCGACCAUGACUGCAGCAGGACACCGCAUGGCCCGAAGCCCACAGCUGUGGUGAACAGAAGAGCUGAAAAUCCCAGCGAUAACACACGCACACAGAUUGGUCCACGGCAGCGGUCUCAGGCCAGGUGUGACUGGUACUUUUUCUGCAGCUCUAAGCCACUGCAGCUUGCCUGUUGAGUUUUUUGGUGCAGGCCUGUGUUUUCCUCCCGCGUCUUUGCCAUUUAUUCCUUCAGUUUUAAGUCCCCAGGGAAAAAAAAUGUAGUAGUACUUUCCCUGUCUGUUCCCGGGAAAGUGAAGGCAAGACUGGUGAGAGCCCACAGGAGUGCUGUGGAGUCUGCGAGGGAAAGCGGUGGCGUCUCUGGCCCUCCUCUCCCCUCGCAAGUGAGCCAGAGGCUUCAUUUGGGUCAUGUCCCGGGGACGUGUGACAGACAGGUGCCCUGCCACACUUGGCGGAGCGGCGAGGCCCAGUCUGUGAAGGGGGAGGAAGGAGUUUGUUCUCAGAAUUAUCGAAGUGUCGUGUCUGCCGCACUGUUACGGAUAUAAGCCUGACUGGGGGCCAGUGGUCAGACUGGGUACUGACUGGUAAUGAGGCACUUGGCUUCCUCAGGGUACUCAGUGUUUGUGGCGCGAAUGACUGAAUGGCCUUGCGGUGCGUCAGGAAGGCAGCAGUUAUUUCCUCAUUAAGUUGGAAAUGUGUUAGAUGUAUUGAGAGGUUUUAUAUGAAUAAAGUUCUUCCUCCUCUUGAAAUUU
Vicugna pacos (alpaca) is the source of this 4822-nucleotide messenger RNA. NCBI's taxonomy places the organism in Eukaryota, Metazoa, Chordata, Mammalia, Artiodactyla, Camelidae. The record is from RefSeq and is a predicted model, not a curated record.